GGCAGGAUCUGGUGCCAGUCCAGGGAUGUGGGCGCGAGAGAACAGGCCUUCGGCCCUCCCCGAACUCCAGGAGCAUGAGCAGUAAGAAGGGGGGGCCUAAAGCGGCCUCAGGGAAGCAGCAGCUGCCCACCCCUGGGGCCCAGCGCAGAGCGAAGCCAGGACAGAGCCGCCAGCAGCUGCCAGGGAAGACUGGCCAGCAGGUGCUGGGGCCUGCGCCCCCUGAGUGCCCAGAGGCCCCUGCAGGGCCCACUGAGGAGGACCAGGCAGCCACUGUCAUCCAGUGUGCCUUCAGGCGGCUCCGAGCGAGGAAGGAGCUGGCCCGCCGUCGCCGGGAGCACCGGGAGUACCGGGAGCAGAUGGAGAGGCUGCAGCAGCAGGCCUUCCUGACGCUGGUGCACCGGGAGCGGGAGGCGGCCCGACGCCAGCGGGAGGAGGAGGCCAAGGCUGAGCUGCGGCGGCAGGAGGAGCGGCAGCGCCAGGCGCGCCUGCUCGACGCAGCCUUCGAGGGCAACCUGGGGGAGAUCACCGCCAUCCUGCGGGAGGUGGAUGAGCUGCUGACCGCCGAGGGCGUGGGCCACGACGAGGCGGGCCUGGUGCGGCGGCGGCAGCAGCGCGUGGCCCUGUUGGAGUGUGAGGAUGCCCGUGGGAACACACCCGUGUCCGAGGCGGCGGCAGGCGGGCAGCCCCUGGCGAUCAGGCUGCUGGCCGCGCAGGGCGCCAGCCCCAACUGCAAGGGCGCCUUCGGCCGGACACCCCUGUACCGAGCUGCCUUCGGGGGCCACCUGGAGGCUGUGGAGGUGCUCCUGGAGCUCGGAGCAGACCCCAGGGUGUACGCAGAUGACGGAAGCACCCCAGAGCAGGUGGCUUCGCUGGACGCCGUGGCCUGCGCGCUGCAGUCCUGGGACCUGAGCCUCACAGAGGCCAUGCUCCGGAACAUGGAGGCUGAGCGGCAGCGCCGGGCCCAGGAGGCGGAGCGGCACAGGGAGGCAGAGGCCAAGCGCAUGAACCUCAAAGUGCAGCAGCUGGCUAAGGAGCAGCAGCAGCGUCACAAAGAACUGCAGCAGGCCUACUGCGAGCUCAACCGGAGGAUCGCCGAGCACGACAAGUGUGAGCAGAGGCGUGUGGGCGUGGCUGAGCUCACGCUGCAGGCCAUCAAGGACGCAGAGGCCCAAGUGGACAGGCUACGGCAGGAGGCCCAGAAGGCUGAGGAGACACUGGCCAUGGCCAGACUGGAACUGCGGGAGCAGACCCAGCAGGGGGAGGAGGAGCCCCCAGGGCUGACGUGCCAGGUCACUGAGCUGCACGAUGUACUGAUGAAGGACGUGGGCGACCGCAUCCGCGCGGACGGCAGGUGGCCUCUUGUCAUUGACCCUUCAGGCCAGGCAGCUACCUUCUUGCGCUACCAGGACACCAACUACUUGGACACCGUGAACCCGGACCACCUGCAGCCAGAGCGGGUCCGGCUGGCUCUGCUGGGAGCACUCAGGUACGGGAAGCCGCUGGUGUUCGACCUGCGGGAGGUGGACCUGUUCCCAGUGGUGCAGCAGCAGCUGGAGGCAGUGCAGCCGGGCCUGGCGCAGGAGCUGUUGAGCCACCGGCUGCUGCAGCAGGACAGGUACCUGUCUCUGCUUCGGCCCACCGAUGGGCCGGAGUACGGCCCCACCCAGUUCCAGGAGGCGCGCCUGGAGCAAUUCCGUCUCUUCUUUGUCACCAAGGUCCAGUGGCCCCCAGCUGAGCAGCUGCAGGUCCUGCUCCCGGUGAGGGUGCAGCUGCCCAGUGGAGGCCGCUAGUGCCCAGCACCAAUAAAGUGAAGCCCUCAGUCGGCCGCUGUGUGUGUCUGUGCAUCUGGGACAGGGUGGGGCUCAGCGUGUGUCCACAGCCCC
This is a messenger RNA of Artibeus jamaicensis (Jamaican fruit-eating bat), 1883 nucleotides long. RefSeq names its product IQ motif and ankyrin repeat containing 1 (gene IQANK1). Gene Ontology annotation, biological process: regulation of barbed-end actin filament capping. Gene Ontology annotation, molecular function: protein binding. NCBI's taxonomy places the organism in Eukaryota, Metazoa, Chordata, Mammalia, Chiroptera, Phyllostomidae. The coding region runs from base 75 to 1790 and encodes 571 amino acids. The record is from RefSeq and is a predicted model, not a curated record. Gene Ontology annotation, cellular component: cytoplasm; nucleus. The transcript has 15 exons.